Messenger RNA from Eublepharis macularius, 3492 nucleotides. Its product is annotated as NTPase KAP family P-loop domain-containing protein 1-like. The record is from RefSeq and is a predicted model, not a curated record. The transcript has 4 exons. The coding region runs from base 134 to 1984 and encodes 616 amino acids. Lineage: Eukaryota; Metazoa; Chordata; Lepidosauria; Squamata; Eublepharidae.
CUAUGCACCCACAAACUUGUUUGGGCUGCCUCUCUCCAUGAAACGCUGGCCAUUUGCUGCUCCUCUACAGACCUCUCCUUCUUCAAGACUGAGUCCAACAACGGAGAACUUGUAGGAUUUUCAUGCCUCCAGAAUGAAUAAGGCAAACUACUCUGUACUCCAAAUGACAACUGUGGGUGAAGAUGAUGCAGUCGGUUCUGCAGAAGACCAACAUAUCAAUGAAGACAUUUAUUGUGAAGCCUUGGCCGAAACUCUGCACCAUGUUGCCCUUCCUGUGACAGUGGGAUUUUAUGCACCGUGGGGGAGAAACAAAAGAGACCUCUUGGACAAAAUUGAAGAAGCCCUGAAGGAUAGAAGUAAACAAAAAGUGGACGAGAAAGAUGGUGGAGGAAACAUGUGUUCUCUGUUUUCACUCAUCUGGCGCAUCAUUUUUUAUCUCCCUGACUUCCAUUCAAUAUCAUGUGAAAGAGUCCGAUAUAUUUUCAUAAAUUUUGAUGCCUGGGAGUACACUGGAUGUGACCACACCUGGGCUGGCCUUGUUUCGACACUGCUUGAUGAGAUUGAAAAGAAGUAUAAAAUUCUCUUCAGUGUUGUUCGGGCCUUUGGUAAGGAACGCCCUGAAAGAUGCGUACCACAGGGAAAGAGAUGGGUUUUUAAAAAACAGAGCAAGAUCAUCUUUUGGGGUCUCUUGUGGCUGUUUAUUGGUUUAACUCUAUGUACUGUGUUGCUGAGGGAAUUUAAGGAGAGCGAUUUAUGGAAGGACUUGGGAUACAUGAUCGUAACAGUGUCAGCUGCCAUAUCUGGACUCCCUUUCAUGCUGAUAAUCAAGAACUUCCUUUGCACCAUGAAAAUGAAGCUUCAGAAGGAUAUGGACAGAAAGGAUCUUAGUACACAUUUGGGCUUCAUGCACUCUGUGAAGGAAGAGGUCAAAACCAUCAUUAACUGCCUCCACUUCAUGGGACUCAAGGAGGACAGAGACAUUCGGGUGGUCCUAAAGAUCACCAGCUUGGAUCUAUGUGCUCCAGACAAGGUGGUGGCUGUCCUGGAUGCCAUAAAUAUUCUUCUUUGUGACAAAAACGCUCCAUUCAUCUCCAUCCUAGCUGCUGAUCCGGGUAUCCUUGUGGAACGCAUUCAACUGACAGGUAAUACCUGUAGCAACGGCUACUUGUACUUAGACCGGAUAGUGUCCUUGCCCUUCUCUCUGCCACAGAUGAGUCAGGUGACCAAACAGCAGUUACUCGAAAAGAUUUUGAAAAACCAGCGGAAGAAGGGGUCCACUAUAAAUCCAGAUAACAACUCUUGUGCGAAAAACGGUAAGAAGAAGGAAGGUAGGUUAUUAACGAGAAAGGAAAUUGAGCAUAUCCGUCGCUACCUAUGCAAUAAUAAUUUUGAUGCAUACUUCCCAGGGAAUUCUGUCCAGAUGAUGCGGAUAGUGAACACAGUGCUGACCUCUUUGACCAUGAUCAAAAUGGGAUUUCAACCCAAUGUAGGACACAAAAUGAAUGGAAAAGAUGAGAAAGAGUUGACUGAACAGUUGAUCGAUUGGAUUGUUCUUGCCAAUUUCUGGCCUUGCCGAUUGAGCUGGAUUUUGCAAUGCGAAGAGGAUUAUCGGCAGCGAAGAAGUCUUGAGGAAAGCCAGAAAUGGACCUCUCAGGACUCUGGGGAAAAUGCAGAAGGAAAUCAACAACAAAAAAUCUCAGAGAUGGAUGGAGGAUUACUGAAAGUUUAUAAUGCUCAUGCUUCGGAACUGGACAAGAUUAGAGAUAAGAUCAGUAAACUUUUGGAACUUGAUGGAGAUCCUGAGCUUUUCAUACUCUUCUUGCAGAAGAGCCAUUUUAAAGUUGGAGAGGUCAGAUAUUUUUCGGACCUCCUCAUCAAUUUGGACUUCUCUUUAAAACGGCAGUUUGAAUUGCUACGUGGCCUCAAUGGCAUCACCAGGACAAACAAAAACAAUGUUGGUUCUUCCCCCGCUGAGAAACACUGACAUGUGUGAAUAGGAAAACUCUUUGCAGAGUUGUGAUGUUGGCACAGGUCAGGGAAGGGUUUAAUUCUACUAAGGGUUGAAGUCUGCUAAGAAGGUUGUAGAUGAUUUUUUCAGGAAAGUGUUUAAGGCCACUUGUUUGGGACAAUCUUUGGCCUUCAACAAUUACACUAUACUUGUAAAUCUGGAAUGGGCAAAAAUGGUAAACAGGUGACAGAGUGGAUUUGAUUUAAAUCAUGAUUUAAGUCACUAGUCAGCAAGAUCAGAUGGAUCUCUACAUAAGACUCAUUCUUUUCUAAAGACUCCUCUCACUUAGCUUCUUGUGCAGAUCUAUUCUACUCCCAACAAUCUUCUAUUCAUUGAAUUGUUUGCAGCUUAGCACUUAAGAGGUAAAGGGUUGGUUCUGUGUACAAAGAUUUGCAAAAGAACAAUGGGAUUAAGGUCUUUUUUUUAACUGUGUAUGUUUAUUUUAUAACCUUUUGCUGUGAAGAGAUAUGUAAUCUCCGCAGACACAAAUUCACAGUUUUGAGAGCUGUAAAAUCAAGCAUCUGUGAUAAUAUCUUCUAGAUAGAAAAAUUGCCCAGUAAUCUUACCGAAACCCCUGGAAGAGCAUGACAUUGUGAAUGGAUUAAUGGAAUUUGUUUACCAAAAAAAUUAAACAUUACAUGAAUAUACAGCCUCAUGCAAUGAUCUAUAGAUGGUAUUUAACGCCAAAGAAGAUUGUGCUUGGAAAUGCUAUUAUGUCAGAUAAAUGCUGGAAAUGUAAAAAGCAUGAAGGAUCAUUGUAUCAUAUGUGGUGGACAUGUGAAAUAGCCAAACAGUUCUGGGGAGAUAUUAUAGAAGUAAUAAAUGAGAUAUUGCAGAUUCAAAUAAAGAAGAACCCAGAACUAUUGCUAUUGAACUUAAGCAUGGAAGAUAUUCCUACUCAAUACCGAACAUUAUUAUUUUAUAUGACGACGGCAGCAAGACUUUUAUAUGCGCAAAAAUGGAAGGUGCAAGAAAUACCAACUGUUGAAGAUUGGAUGCAUAAAUUGCUGUACAUGGCGGAAAUGGACAAAAUGACAAGAAAGCUGAGAGAUCAGAAUCCAGCGGAAUUUUUUACGGACUGGGGAAGAUUGAAAACAUAUUUAGAAAAGAAGUAGGACGUAAAGGGGGAAUUAUGGCAGUUUGAAAAUUAUUAGAAUGGAUUUGUUAUUAGAAGAGAUAGAGUCUUUACCAUAUGAAGUGAAGUAUUAGUUAAUUGUUAGCCCAAAUGUAAGUGGACUUAGAGUUAAUAGAUAUUGUUAGAAUUAUUAAAGUAGAUAUUUUAUCCGACUGUUAGUUUAAAUUUAAAUAUAUGUGGAGUUAAUAUAAAGUAACAGAUAAUAGAUUUUAAGUUUAUAACAAUAUUUUUGAAGUUAAUAGAUAGGGCUUAGUUGAAUAAAAGAGUAAGUAAACAUGAGAUAAGGAGUUACAGAAAAAGGGGACAGAUUGGGAAUAGAUUAGGAUAUAGGGUUGGAAAGCUGUUGGAA